Molecule: messenger RNA, 3091 nt
Organism: Fragaria vesca subsp. vesca
Lineage: Eukaryota; Viridiplantae; Streptophyta; Magnoliopsida; Rosales; Rosaceae
Product: disease resistance RPP13-like protein 4-like
Exons: 4
Coding region: 227-2830 (867 amino acids)
Biological process (GO): defense response to other organism
Molecular function (GO): ADP binding
Source: RefSeq, a predicted model, not a curated record
AAAGAUCAGACCUGCUAGUUUACCGACGACUAUAGCCACUGUAUAGCAAUAUAGUCAUGUCGCAGAUGCAGCCGCCGUAAAUGUCAGGCCAACUUUCUUCCCCUCCAACCCCGGGAUGACGGAUCGGGAUCAAAAUGGAGCAUGGACAUAGAAAACUCUAUCGGACAGAUCGGAGAUGAUCGAGACUGCCAUUUGAUAAGCCAUACUAAGAGAACAAGCAAGAGCAAUGGAGACGCUGUUAAGUCCUAUGGUGGACAAAGUAUACAAGGCCAUUUUGAACGAAGCUCAUGUGAUAGCAAAUUUUGGAGACGAGUUUGAGCAACUGAAGAAAGGGUUAGAAACUACAAAUGACCUCCUUGCCAACUCGAUGAAUCUUCAGAGCAAGUAUGACAUGGUCAAGGGUGCCUUGAGCCAACUAAGAGAAGUAGUUGAUGAAGCUGACGAUGUAUUGACAGAUUGCCUUAUUCGAGAGAUAUACAAGGAAAACAAGUUCUUCAUACGUCGCUGUUUUCAUGAUAUGGGAUUCUCAAGUCGAGUGGGGAAGCAGUUGGCAGAUAUCAAUUCGAAAAUGGACAAAGCAAGUGGAGUUUUGGGAAAACAUUUGCAAAUGGCAAACUCUAUAGCGCCUGAUAGAACUCAUGGUGGUGAAAGCGAUGCAGACCAGAGUGGAAGUGAUCGGGAAUUCAUGUCAAGUAACUAUCUCCCGUCUAAGACCUAUGGAUUGGAGAAGCACAUUGCAGUUUUGAAAGAGCGGAUGUUUGGCAGCACCAACGGGAAACUCAACUCUAUGGCCAUUGUUGGGAUGGGGGGGUUAGGCAAAACCACCAUUGCCAAGAAGUUCUUUACUGAUACACAAGUUAUAUCUCACUUUAACAAGAUGAUCUGGGUGACUGUCUCGCAGAACUUCAGUAAGCAGCGGAUUGUGAAGUGCAUGCUGGAGAAGGCAAAUCUGCGGCUACCGGAUGUUUCCAACUCUGACAACUUGUUCACCACCCUUAGACAAGGACUUGAAGGUCAAGCCUAUCUCAUUGUCAUGGAUGAUGUGUGGUCUAAUCCCAACUUGGUCGAAUUUUGGACGGCCCUCUAUGACUCACUACCUACAAAGGGUGAUAAAAGCACCUGCAUCAUAAUCACUACUAGGUCUAUUGAAGUCGCAAGAGCUAUGGUGCACCAAGACUCGAAAAUACUUGAGCCCCCUAAACUGAAUUUAGAGGAUAGCUGGUCAUUAUUCAGCAUAUGUGCGUUUCCAUUAACCGAUGGAAAAUGCCCGAAUGAGCUGUUUGAGAAGGAGGGACGGGCUAUAGUGGAGAAAUGUGGCGGGCUUCCCCUGGCAAUCAAGACAGUAGGAAGCUGUAUGGCCAAGGAGGGGGAUCGUCUUUCUGAGUGGACCAAGACAAAAGAAAAAUUCCACUCCUUGAUUACCGAGGGAAAAACAGAUGCAGUUAUGGUUUGUCUACAGUUGAGCUAUGAUGAACUUCCAACCGAUAUGAAGCAAUGCAUGUUGUGUCUUUCUGUUUAUCCUGAAGACUUUGAGAUACAAGCUGAUCAGCUCAUUCACUGGUGGUUCGGAGAGGGACUCAUCCGGGGCAAGGAAAGCAACUCCAAUACAGAAUUGGGAUAUGAAAAUCUGGCAAGACUAGCAAACAGAUGCCUGUUAGAAGUCGUGGAGCGCCGAGGUUAUGAUGGAAGGAUAUUAAAGUUCAAAAUACAUGAUAUGGUACGGGAGUUGAUAACCAGGAUUGCAGAAAAGGAGAAAUUUUGCAACUUCAGCCCACAAUGUAUGCAGGUAAAGAUUGAAGAUUCUCGGUGGUUAUGUCUUACUGAAGACAUGACAGCUGAGCUUAAGAAGCAAUGGAAAAGAAAUUCCAAACUGAGGGUGCUUUUAUUUAUGUCAAGCCCUUCAUUGAUUGACUUCAGCAUGAAAUUUGUGUUUCUGGAGUCACUCAGGGUAUUGGACUUGUCUAACUCGAAGUUAAGUGUGAUGAGUGUUGAAGAUAGCAACACAGCCUCUUCAGGGAUUUGUGUGGAGAAACUCUUGGGCAUGAUCACUUCUCUGAAACGCCUAGCAUGUCUAAACCUCAGUGGAGUUCAGGAACUACUGGAAGUGCCAUCUUCAAUCAAGAAACUCCUUAACCUUCAGGUUUUGGUAUUGAACGGAUGCACAAAAUUAGGCAAAAUCCCCGCCAAAAUCACAUAUUUGAAGAGGCUUGUUGUCUUGGACAUUGGAUCAUGUCCAAUCAAGCACCUGCCUCAGAACCUAGGGAGCCUCUCUUGUCUUGAAGAACUCUCUGGAUUCAGGGUGGUAAGUCGGGCUAAAACACAGGGUUGCACCCUUCUUGAGCUCGGAAAACUGGUGCAGCUAAGAGUUCUUCGAAUUGCAAUAUGUGAUGUGGAUGAUAUCUCCGAAGAAGAAAAGAAGAGCUUAUCAAGUCUCAAGAACCUCAAGGUUCUAGCUAUUGAUGCUGCAGAAGCACGCAGUCGAGAGAGGCUUGAUAUGAUAGAUGAGCUGGACUUGCCUCGAGCGAUAGAGGAGCUGUAUCUCAGGAAUUACCACGCCACAAAAAUGCCAAACUGGUUCAGACAGUCAAGGCUUCCUAAGUUGCAUUACCUUUCUAUCGAGGAUUGCGAAGUUGAAAGCCUAACGGACAAGCACAACCGCAGUUGGAAAAUUGAAGGUUUGUAUUUGAAGUUGCUACAUAUGUUAGACGUAGACUGGGAUGACUUGCAGAAGGCUUUGCCAGUAUUGCGCUACAUGGAGAUUAGCAAAUGUCCUAAGUUGAAAAAUUUUCCCAUCGAUGAUGUCUUCAAGGGAGGGGUUUGGAGAAAGUGAUGGAUCAUUAUCAGGCAGGAAAAAUCACUAUGGAAUUAAGCUUUGGUCGUUGGUGAAUGGUGAGUUCAUGAGCAUAUUGCACCUCUAUUCCUAGCCUUGAAAUUUGUUUUAUAGGGAAAAUAUAUUUAUAGGAUUUUGUGUGCAAUAUUGGUGUUUAAUUUGCUCGUCAUGUACUUAAUUAUUUGCGAUGUAUUGGUUGUAAUUGAUGUAUGCACCUUCUGGCCGUAAAUGGUUGAUGAAGUCAAUUCUCUAUCUUUCAAC